Molecule: messenger RNA, 1560 nt
Organism: Arabidopsis lyrata subsp. lyrata
Lineage: Eukaryota; Viridiplantae; Streptophyta; Magnoliopsida; Brassicales; Brassicaceae
Product: RNA pseudouridine synthase 2, chloroplastic
Exons: 8
Coding region: 96-1400 (434 amino acids)
Biological process (GO): pseudouridine synthesis
Molecular function (GO): pseudouridine synthase activity; RNA binding
Source: RefSeq, a predicted model, not a curated record
GCAUCAAAAGAAAGAGUGGGAAACCCUCUACUCUAUCUAGAGGCUUUUGAUUUUCUCUCAGAGAAGCGAAACAAGAUUUUUGAAGUUUGUCGACGAUGCUCUCAAUCUCUCAGCUGCCGAGUUUCUCGUUAAUCUCCGUCAAAUCUCUUCGUUAUCCUUCUUCUUCUCCUUCUUCGUCUCUCUCUCUCUUCUUCUCCUUCUUCCCUAGGGUUUCUAAUUUCGUCAGAGCAAGUUCCGGAAUCCCCAAUUUGGUCGCCUGUGGUCCGACGGAGAUUAUCAUCCCCAGAGUUAAUAACGCCGGACUCAGAAUCGAGGAGACAGUAGACGCCUUGAAAGGGAAGAUUCGUCUUGAUUCAUGGAUCUCUUCUCGUGUCAAUGGCGUUAGUCGAGCUCGUGUCCAGUCGAGUAUACGAUUGGGACUCGUUACCGUCAAUGGUCGAGUCGUUGAUAAGGUUUCGCACAAUGUCAAAGCUGGCGAUGAGGUUAAUUGUACAAUUUCAGAACUUCAACCUUUGAAAGCUGAAGCUGAAGACAUACCAUUGGAUAUAGUUUAUGAAGAUAAACAUGUUCUUGUUGUUAACAAACCAGCUCACAUGGUUGUUCAUCCUGCGCCUGGGAAUCCUACUGGCACGCUUGUUAAUGGCAUACUUCACCAUUGCAGUCUUCCUUGUGUUUCUUAUUCCAACGCGGAAGAUGAUGAUUCCGAUGAAGAAACUUUUUCAGAUGAUGAAGAGAUGACGACUUCUUCUAGUUCAUAUGCUGCUUCUGUUCGUCCUGGUAUUGUUCAUAGGCUGGAUAAAGGCACAACUGGAUUGCUUGUUGUAGCCAAGGAUGAACAUUCCCAUGCCCAUCUAGCAGAACAGUUUAAGCUACACACAAUUGAGAGAGUUUAUGUAAGUCUUACUACUGGGGUUCCUUCUCCACCACAGGGGCGUAUUGAGAUACCAAUUGGUCGUGAUUCAAGUAAUCGGAUCCGUAUGGCUGCUAUACCUGGAGGAUUAAGCGGUGGAAGAGCCCGCCAUGCUGCUAGUAGGUAUAAGGUAAUCGAAACAUUCGCUGGAGGUGGCUCUGCAUUGGUUGAGUGGAGACUGGAAACCGGCCGUACACAUCAGAUACGUGCUCAUGCUAAGUAUAUGGGAGUUCCUCUAUUGGGUGAUGAAGUGUAUGGUGGAACAAAAAGCAUGGCCCUUUCUCUUCUGCAGAAAAGAGUCUCCCGCAGUGAUCAAGAAGAGAUUGUAGAGCUGAUUUCCAGAAUGGAUAGGCCUUGCCUUCAUGCUAUAGUUCUCGGAUUUACACAUCCGUGCACUGGGGAAAUUGUAAAGUUUUCAUGUCCACCGCCUUCAGAUCUUGCAGAGAUAGUAGGCUUGCUUCGUAGAAGCGGAUUAGAAAAAGUAAAAUAAUCUCUCGAGACAACGAGACAUGUCUCAUCUAAACAAGGGAUAAUCCUCUCUGGGUCAUACUUGACGAAAGAAAAGAGUUAUUCUAAAAUCAAAAGCCUUUUUAAUAGCGUUGUAGAAGUGUAUACAAACUCUACAAUGACAUGAAGGAUAAUUUCACAAA